GCGCCGUUUCUGGAGCGGAUUGGAACCCGGAGUCAGGAUCCGAUAAAUGAGGGGUCUCCUGCAGAAAAGGUAACGCGUUUUUCCCACGCACGGACGUCGCUUCCCCACAAAACGGCCCCGCAGUUCUGUAGUAAAGCUGCAGCCGGUUCGUCCGGUCCGCUCCGGGCUUCCUGGAGCCGCCUCGGCCGCCUCCCGCCUGGCGUUGAAGAACAUCGACUCCGGUUUGGUGGCUCGCGUCUCCGGUCCAUCCGCCAUGCCGACUGUUCUUUGUUACAUUUGUUAGUGAAGAGGAGCCGCUCAGAUCGGAGUUAAAACCCGGCUAGACUUUGGGAGCGACUCAAAUCCCGGAUCCCAUCUGCUGCCCUGACUGCCACACGUUACCGUGCAUGUGCAAAAACAGAUAAUAAUGUGAUAAUACUGCACUGUGAGGGGGUUUGAUGUGAUGCAUUCAGGUGUCUCAGGUUAAAUGCGUGUUGGCAUAAUGGCUGAGCAGACGCCAGAUGAGUUCAUCUGGUGUGAUGACUGUGGCCAGUACCAUGACUCCGAGUGUCCCGAGCUUGGACCGCUUGUGACCGUCCAGGACUCCUUCGUCCUGAGCCGAGCGCGGUCGUCUUUACCAAACAGUUUGGAGAUCAGGCAGGUGUCUGACGGCGUGGAGGGGGUGUUCGUGCUGCGCCGGCUGGUCAAGAGGACUCGGUUUGGACCCUUUGAGGCGAAGAGGGUCGCCCACAUGGAGAAGGAAGGAGCGUUCCCUCUGAAGAUCUUCCAGAGGGACGGCGUGGUGGUGUGCUUCGACUCCAGCAGCGAAGAAGACUGCAACUGGAUGAUGCUGGUGCGGCCCGCCAUGGACCACAAACACCAGAAUCUGACGGCUUACCAGCAGGACGACGACAUCUACUUCAACACCUCCCAGGAUGUGCUGCCGGGAACAGAGCUGAGGGUCUGGUACGGAGCCUUCUACGCCAAGAAGAUGGAGAAGCCCAUGCUCAAAUCUCCACUCCAGCCACCGCCACCUCCGGCAGAGACUGCAGCCCACAACGUGCCCCCAGUGGCUGAAGAAAACAAUGCAGGCAACAUGAUAUGUCAUCUCGACGAAGGCAAGGUAAUGGCGCUUCCAGUCCUGCCCCAAGAGGAGAGCCUGGUCGGGCCCGAUGAGGAGGAGGAGGAAGGCGGCGGCGUCCCUGUUGCGACUCCACCGGCGGCCCCCAGGAGAGGGCAGGGAGGCCGAGGGAGGAGAGCUAAGGGACGCAGGCAUGGAGCUGCUGCAAACAAACACAAAGAUGUGAAGCCCCCGACGGAGAGAGGCGAGCCGGCGGCCUCGGAGGCGUCGGCAGCAGCAUCAGCGACAGAGAGCGGCAGCCAGCUGAGCUCUCCGGACAGCGUGGCUGUCCUGAAGCGACACAAAGCCAGAGAGCACAAGAGGGUGUACCGCUGCUCCCUCUGCAACAAGGUCUUCCAGAACAGCAGCAACCUGAACCGACACAUCCGAUCACACGGUGAUAAGCUGUUUAAAUGUGAUGAAUGUGACAAGCUGUUCAGCCGCAAGGAGAGUCUAAAGCAGCACAUCUCUUAUAAGCACAGCAAGAACAUGCCCGACCAGGAGUACAAAUAUAAAUGCAACACAUGUGAGAAAUCCUUUCGCCUGGAAAAUGCCUUAAAGUUCCACAACUGCCGGACAGACGACAAGACGUUCCAGUGCGACAUCUGCUCGCGGUUCUUCUCCACCAACAGCAACCUCUCCAAGCACAAGAAGAAGCACGGCGAGAAGCUCUACUCCUGUGAAAUCUGCAACAAGAUGUUCUACCGCAAGGACGUGAUGCAGGAGCACCACAGGAGGCACGGCGUGGGACCAAAGCACAUGAAGAGGGAGGAGCUGGAGGCCAACGGUGAAGAAGGGACCAAGUACAGGAAGGAGCCGUCGCCCUGUCCCAUCUGUGGCAAGGUGUUCUCCUGUCGGAGUAACAUGAACAAGCAUCUGUUGACUCACGGCGAUAAGAAGUACACCUGCGAGAUCUGCGCCCGCAAGUUCUUCCGCGUGGACGUCCUCCGGGAUCACAUUCACGUUCACUUCAAGGACAUCGCCUUAAUGGACGAGCAGGAGAGAGAAGGCUUCAUCAAGAAGAUCGGCAUCUCUGCAGACGACAGCGACGACACGGACGACUCGGACGAGGAAGACGAUCCUGAACAUCACAAGUACAACUGCAAGAAAUGUCAACUGUCGUUCGCGAAGGGCAGAGAGUACCUGAAGCACAUCAUGGAGCAGCACAAGGAGAGAGGCUACGGCUGCGGCAUCUGUAACCGACGCUUCGCGCUCAAGGCCACGUACAACGCUCACCUGGUCAUCCACAGAGAGCAGCUGCCCGACCCCGCCGUGCAGAAGUACAUCCAUCCAUGUGAGAUUUGUGGCCGAAUCUUCAACAGUAUCGGGAACCUCGAAAGGCACAAGAUCAUCCACACCGGGGUGAAGAGCCACAGCUGCGACAAGUGCAACAAAUCAUUCGCAAGGAAGGACAUGCUGAAGGAGCACCUCAGGGUUCACGAUGACAUCCGAGACUUCCUGUGUGCCGAGUGCGGGAAAGGCAUGAAGACCAAGCACGCUCUGAGGCACCACAUGAAGCUUCACAAGGGCAUCAAAGAGUACGAGUGUAAGGAGUGCAACCGCAAGUUUGCCCAGAAGGUCAACAUGCUGAAACACUACAAGAGACACACGGGUAUAAAGGACUUCAUGUGCGAGCUGUGCGGGAAGACGUUCAGCGAGAGGACGACUCUAGAGACGCACAAGCUCAUCCACACAGUGGGUAAAACGUGGACGUGUGUGACGUGCGAUAAGAAGUACCUGACCGAGUACAUGCUGCAGAAGCACGUCCACCUGACUCACGAGAAGGUGGAGGCCCAGUCGUGUCACCUCUGUGGGACCAAGGUGUCCACGCGCGCUUCUAUGAACCGACAUCUGCGACGCAAACACCCGGAGGUGGUGCCUGUGAAAAUCGACGACUUUGAUGAUCUUCAGGAUUCGACAAUCAACGAUUCGUCUAUCAGCAUCGUGCAGCCCUCUCUGACCCUGGACAAAGACGGCAUGGUUCAGGAGCGGCCCAGCCGACCCUCCCGACACCCCAAGAAGAAGCAGAGAGUUCAGGCCGAGCCGGAGCUUUCCGAGUCUGACGAAUACGCCGAUUUCGCCGAGCCGAGGCACGAGUCCAUGGCAGAUUUCCACGCCGUCAUCGUCGGGGACGAGACUGAGACGAGCUCUGCUGUGCAGAGUAUCCAGCAGGUGGUGGUCCUGGCCGACCCCAGCGCUCCAUCAUCCUCUUCACCCAACAGCUCUGUGGGGCUGACGAACAUCACCGUCACUCCCAUCACCAGCCACGCCCCGGCCCAGUUCACCAGCCUGCAGCCCGUAGCAGUGGGCCACCUGACAGCCAGCGACCGACCCCUCACCCUGGACAACUCCAUCCUCACGGUCACCUUCGACACCGUCAGCGGCUCCGCCAUGCUCCACAACCGGCCGGCCGAACUCGUCCCGGAGACGGUGGGCCCCGGCGGAGGCGCGACGCCCCAGUCGGUCGCUCACUUCAUCAACGUAACCACUCUGGUCAACCCGAUGGGACACCAGCUGGAGGCACCCACUCUCGCCUGGAGGCCUGUGCCGGCGGCUGACGGCGGCCAAGUCACGCCCGUGGUCGAAGGCGCUCAGGAUGGACAGGAGGUGCAGAAUCAGGGCCCGGAGACAAACCGAGGGAUCCAGAGCCAGGCGGCCGCCUCGCAGCAGCAGAGCGGCUCCGCACAGCAAAUGUUCAGCUACUAGAGCGAAAGACUGGAGGUGCUGGUCGCCUCACACUCACAGACGUUGUUAGAUAGUAGAGUAGAUUUUAUCAAACUGUACAAAGCUUUGAUCACUGUCACCCAGAUGCCUCUCCAGCCCCAUGGAAGUUAAAGAGAGUGUGAUGAGUUUCCUUUUUUCUUUUCUUUUUAAACGGUGAAACAAUGCGGCUGUUCAUAAUUAACAUGAUAUUUUUUAAGAACACUCCUCUCUGAAAGAUUUACAUUUCAAACCAAAGCAACGUGUUGAAUAUUCAAAUGCCUUACCAGCCUUUUUAAAAAACGUGCAUGUUUUCAAGUCAAAUCCGCUGCUCGAAAAUAUGAAAUAUGAAACCUGAAGAUGGAUUUGAUGCGGUCGACAAAACUUUCUGUCAUCAAUGGCAUAUUCCUACAAGUGGCUCGCUCAUGAAAUGUUAUUUUUUUGAAUGCUGUAAACUAAUUUCUGUUGAACUGUCUGGAAAAAAUUACUGGAAGAGUUUUUGUACUGUUAUUUUUUUAAACAAAAA
Larimichthys crocea (large yellow croaker) is the source of this 4325-nucleotide messenger RNA. It is a transcript of the gene prdm15, whose product is annotated as PR domain containing 15. Gene Ontology annotation, cellular component: nucleus. The record is from RefSeq and is a predicted model, not a curated record. Lineage: Eukaryota; Metazoa; Chordata; Actinopteri; Sciaenidae. The coding region runs from base 467 to 3805 and encodes 1112 amino acids. Gene Ontology annotation, biological process: regulation of gene expression. Gene Ontology annotation, molecular function: protein binding. The transcript is spliced from 24 exons.